This is a messenger RNA of Lachancea meyersii CBS 8951, 237 nucleotides long. The record is from the annotation of a GenBank genome assembly. NCBI's taxonomy places the organism in Eukaryota, Fungi, Ascomycota, Saccharomycetes, Saccharomycetales, Saccharomycetaceae.
AUGAACAAUCAACAAGGUUACUAUCAGCAGGGCCCCCCACAACAACAGGGCUACUACCAACAGGGCCCACAACAGCAGGGCUAUUAUCAACAGGGACCUCCUCAAGGCGGGUACUAUCAACAACAACAGCCAAUGUACCAGCAACAACCUCCACAGAAAGAAGAGGCAGGCUGCUGUAAAUGGUGUAUGGGAGCGCUGUGCUGCUGCUGUCUUCUAGAGCUGUGCUGCGGUGAUUAA